CUCAGUUGCUUCGCGCACCACGACGAAGAAGAGGCCGCCGAGCUUGUCAUCGGACAACCUUUUGACCAAAAGAAGAACGUCGUUGUCGUUGAGGACGGCGUUCUCAAGGUCACACCAGGUCCGAUCUGA
Molecule: messenger RNA, 129 nt
Organism: Aureobasidium musti
Lineage: Eukaryota; Fungi; Ascomycota; Dothideomycetes; Dothideales; Saccotheciaceae
Source: the annotation of a GenBank genome assembly